This is a messenger RNA of Rattus norvegicus (Norway rat), 2595 nucleotides long. RefSeq names its product DnaJ heat shock protein family (Hsp40) member B6 (gene Dnajb6). Gene Ontology annotation, molecular function: Hsp70 protein binding. The record is from RefSeq and is a predicted model, not a curated record. Gene Ontology annotation, cellular component: nucleus; perinuclear region of cytoplasm; Z disc. Lineage: Eukaryota; Metazoa; Chordata; Mammalia; Rodentia; Muridae.
UUGUUGUUGGAGAAAAGGAGAGAAAGGAAAGCGCGAGGAGACGCCGCCACCGCCACCAGCGCACUGUGCCAGAGCCGCGAGGAGACCGGCCGCCUGACUUCCCCCCUCGCUGGCCGCCGCGUCCUCGGAGUAAGGGCUGAGGACCAUGCUGAAGAUGUUUUGAAAGAGUUAUUUUCUUUAUGUGGAUUUGUUCCAACAGUCUGUUAAAACAUGGUGGAUUACUAUGAAGUGCUGGGCGUGCAGAGACAUGCCUCACCUGAGGACAUUAAAAAGGCGUAUCGAAAACAGGCACUCAAAUGGCACCCAGACAAAAAUCCUGAAAAUAAAGAAGAAGCGGAGCGGAAAUUCAAACAAGUAGCUGAGGCAUAUGAAGUGUUAUCGGAUGCUAAAAAGCGGGACAUCUAUGACAAAUAUGGCAAAGAAGGAUUAAAUGGUGGUGGAGGAGGAGGUGGAAGUCAUUUUGACAGUCCAUUUGAGUUUGGCUUCACAUUCCGGAACCCAGAUGAUGUCUUCAGGGAAUUUUUUGGUGGAAGGGACCCAUUUUCAUUUGACUUCUUUGAAGAUCCAUUUGAUGACUUUUUUGGAAACCGAAGGGGUCCCCGAGGAAGUAGAAGCCGAGGUGCUGGCUCCUUUUUCUCUGCCUUCAGUGGAUUUCCUUCUUUUGGAAGUGGAUUUCCUGCUUUUGAUACAGGCUUUACUCCAUUCGGGUCACUAGGUCAUGGGGGUCUCACUUCAUUUUCUUCAGCGUCAUUUGGCGGCAGUGGAAUGGGCAACUUCAAAUCAAUAUCAACUUCAACUAAAAUAGUUAAUGGCAAAAAAAUCACUACAAAGAGAAUUGUGGAGAACGGUCAGGAAAGAGUAGAAGUUGAAGAAGACGGACAGUUAAAGUCCCUGACGAUAAAUGGUGUGGCCGACGAGAACGCCCUUGCAGAAGAAUGCCGGCGGAGAGGCCAACCCACACCAGCUCUGGCCCCUGGCCCGGCCCCAGCACCAGCCCGGGUCCCCUCUCAGGCCCGACCCCCGACCCCAGCUCCCACCCCAGCUCCAGCCCAGACUCCAGCCCCUUCUGUCAGCACCCGCCCACAGAAGCCACCCAGGCCUGCCCCAACGGCCAAACUUGUGUCUAAAAGCAACUGGGAAGAUGAAGAGCAGGACAGGCAGCGGGUUCCUGGCAACUGUGAUGCCCCUAUGACCUCAGCAGGUGUGCAGAAGGGAGCUGGUGUGGAGCACCCCCAAAGUGUUUUGCCCCCAGAUCCAGGGCUCAAAGAAGGUGGCAAGAGGAAGAAGCAGAAGCAGAAAGAGGACUCGAAGAAGAAGAAGUCGACCAAAGGGAACCACUAGGCUGGACUUGGCGGCAGCCACAGCAGCCGCUCUCGUGUGUGUGUUGCACACGCGCACGGCAGCGGCAUCCUUUAAGUGCCGCCCAGGGUCACUUCGCUUAGCAGGAUUAUGGACAUGUGCCCACGGAUCGGUAGGAUUAGGGGCGUUGGAGACGGAGGCGACAAUCCUGGGUGGCCUGUAUAAGCUUGUGACACAGCCUCAGCCUUGUAACUCUGCUUUUCCCCCAACACCAAAUCCAUAGCGUUUUCCUCGAGUCUUAAGGGUCUGCCUCAUUGUUUUCAGCAGCCCAAGCCCUGCUUUGAGCUCUGAGGUAGUUGUAGUUGUAGGAGUCCAUAGGGUCCAGUAGGAGCUGGGUUUGUGUUCAUGACAGACUGCCUCCUGGUGGCGGUACAGUGCGCAGUUUUAAGUACAGUGGAACUUAUGGUAAAGUAAGCUGUGCCUUGAGCCAUGAGAUGCUUUUGAUUCAGGGUACUCUGGCAACGUACAGGCCAUCAGGAGCCACUUCAGAUGUAGAGUCUUUCCUUAUUUAUUGUUCAACUUUUAAUCUUCUCCAGGUAGUCAAAAAUUGACACCAAAUAUAGUUUAGUUUUUGGAAAAUCUCAUCGUCUUGGAGAAAUAUUUGUCCUUUUUCAGUCAAAAGGUUUUGCUUAGCAAUAGCAUUUCUAGUAAUGAUAGGUCAGUGUGCUACUGGCUAUUUACACAAACACACAAGCACACGGAGGUGUGUGCAAAAUAAUUAGCUCUGAAGCAGGAAGCUUGACCUCAGUUCUUUAAAUUGCAAAUAAUGGCCCCUUCACAAGCUUCAUCCGGUCCCAACCCAUGCCACGCUGUCACCUAACCUGUGGCUUGCACUGAGCACCAGGUAGUUCAGAUGCCAUCUCACUUCUGGGCUGCACGUGCCUCUUUGGGGCUGUGUUCCUUUCUUUUGGCCAUGAGGGUCUGUUGCUUGAACUUUGUCCCCUUGGCAGUGAGGAUUUUGUAAAGGGUGUUGGUGAGCUUGAGAUGGGUCCAGCAGCAUGGAAAGGGGAAGUUCUGUGAGUUAUGGGCACUGCUGUAGCUAGGAGCUGGGACAGGGUUACCUGGGUUUUGAAGAAGUAACCAUGAAGUGUUUGCUGUGUUUGCUUGGUUUUGGUGGGAGGAGGUGUGGGCACUUAUGGAGUGUGGAUUGGUAUUAAUGUGUGUUGUGGAAAUGUGACCCUCAAGGAGGAAUGUAUUUUAGUGCUACUGACGUAAAUAAAAUGUAAACGUCACUGA